AUGGGCAAAACCCGGCGUAACAGAGGCAAGGCGAGCCAACGCUCCGACCCUCUCGCCAAACCCGUCAAGCCGCCGACGGACCCCGAGCUCGCUGCCCUACGGGAGAAGAGUAUCCUGCCCGUUCUCAAGGAUCUUCAGAGUGCUGAUCCCAAAUCGCGCACUUCGGCCGCAAAGGCCGUCGCUAACAUCAUUCAAGAUGCGCGAUGCCGCAAACUGCUCUUGAGGGAGCAGGUCGUUCACAUCAUCCUCACCGAGACACUCACAGAUACCGGUCUUGAAAGUCGGGCUGCGGGCUGGGAGAUUUUGAAACUUCUGACACAGGAAGAGGAAUCCGACUUCUGCGUGCAUCUAUUCAGAGUUGAUGUCCUUACCGCCAUUGAACACGCAGCUCAGAAGGUCACUGAGUCUCUGAGCGGCCAGAGCCCAGCGAUCAGCAAGGCCUCAAAGGCGGAGCAGAGUCUUGCCUGGGCAAUUUCUGAAGCGCUUGCUACGAUUACUGCUGCUCUUGCAGAGGCCCAGGAUGAUAUUUUGGAGGCCAUCGUUCGCAACGAACAGAUCAUUGCCUUCUUGUUCAAGCUGGUCUCGAGUGACCUGGCGUCGGACGAUGUGAUCAGCAGUGCCUUGUCUUGCAUGAUAACGCUUACUGAGGACAACCGACAAUUUGUUGAGAGAAUUCUUGGCGACGGGGAGCACAAUGUCUUCAAGCAGCUGAUGUCGUUCAAGACGGCAUCAGGAUCACGUGCGGUGUUUGCGUGCGGUGUGCUUCACAACAUCUUUAACGUGAUGGAGUGGGACGACGCAAACCCCGGAAGAGACCAGUCCAGCGACGCCUUGUUGAUACCUACUCUUACCGAUGCCCUCGCCAUAGCGCCAACAAGCAACAAAGCCGCAAAUGGCGACAGUGGAUCGAAUAGCCCAGUUGAGAUUCUGCAACUGGCGCUUGAGAUUCUAGCGUCUAUCGGCACUGCAGUGCAAGAGACUUUGGAAAGAGGGAACAAGAUGAGCAAGAAGGAUAAGAAGCCCAAGAAGACUAGCAACGAGUUCAAGGGUUUCGACGACGAAGACACCGCCAUGGACGCCGAAGACGGCGCGGAUGCGUCAGACAAGGAACAAGACGAAGACGACGAAAUGGACGAGGAUGAGAUGGAGGCUGAUAUGGACAUGGUGACUGGAGCAGACGAUUACCCUGAGGGUGCAGCUGGCCUGGACGAUCUACCGACCCUCGGGCUUCUCAUCCAGAAAGCCAUCCCUCAAAUUGUCAAAGUAGCCAAGUCCAACGACAAGGCCGACGAAGCCUCCCAACUCAUCAGAGGCCAUGCCUUCACGACUCUCAACAACAUCGCGUGGACCGUGGCGUGCAUCGACUUCUUGGAGGAGCAAAACGCCCCCAUUCUAGCCGCAUGGACGCCCGCGGCGCAGAUGAUUUGGAAGAACGGGGUCGCGCACAUCCUCUCCAGCGACACCUCGGAUGUUGCCCUGGCGACUAUCGUCACAAGUCUAGCGUGGGCCAUCGCCACAACGUUGCACGAGAGGACGCCACUUGGCGCCGACGAGCCCAACAAGUUCAUCUCUCUCUACCAUGCGUCGACCGGCCUGCCUGCCGAGCAGGAGGACCCUUUCCAGGGGCUCGGCGUCAAGUGCAUCGGUGUGCUGGGCCAGCUUGCCCUGGACCCGGCGCCGGUGCAGCUCAACCGCGAGAUUGGCGUGUUCUUGGUCAUGGUCGUGGCCAAGUUGCCGGAAACCCCGGCCGCCGACGCCAUCGAGGCGCUCAACCAGCUGUUCGACAUCUACGGGGACGAGAACCAGGCAUGCGACAAGGAGGUCUUCUGGAAGGACGGGUUUUUGAGGUACUUUGAGGAGGCCACCCCCAAGGUGAAGGCGAUGAUCAAGAAGGUCGACAAGAGAAGGUUCCCCGAGCUAAGGACCCGUGCCGAUGAGGCGGGCCUGAACCUAUCCAGAUUCAUCCAGUAUAAGCAGAAGCACCGGCAGUGA
Molecule: messenger RNA, 1992 nt
Organism: Neoarthrinium moseri
Lineage: Eukaryota; Fungi; Ascomycota; Sordariomycetes; Amphisphaeriales; Apiosporaceae
Exons: 2
Coding region: 1-1992 (663 amino acids)
Biological process (GO): ribosomal large subunit biogenesis; protein import into nucleus
Source: RefSeq, a predicted model, not a curated record